Messenger RNA from Argentina anserina (silverweed cinquefoil), 810 nucleotides. Its product is annotated as endochitinase B-like. Gene Ontology annotation, biological process: cell wall macromolecule catabolic process; chitin catabolic process; carbohydrate metabolic process. Gene Ontology annotation, molecular function: chitinase activity. Lineage: Eukaryota; Viridiplantae; Streptophyta; Magnoliopsida; Rosales; Rosaceae. The record is from RefSeq and is a predicted model, not a curated record.
AUGGAGACACUCGCACUAAUCAUCGUUUAACUAUCUUGGGUGUUAGGGACCUAUGCAGAUGUUGCGAGUCUCAUUAGCCCAUCUCUUUUCGAUCAAAUGCUGAAAUAUCGAAACGAUGGGCGCUGCAAGGCUCCCGCGUUCUACAGGUAUGAUGCUUUCAUUACUGCUGCUAGAUCUUUCAAUGGAUUUGGCACAACAGGAGACGGUGCUACCCAGAAAAGAGAGCUUGCCGCAUUCUUGGGUCAAACCUCUCACGAAACCACUGGAGGAUGGCCAAGUUCACCAGAUAGUCCUUAUACAUGGGGAUAUUGCUUUAGCAGGGAACUCAACCAGGAUGUCAGCUACUGCACUCCAUCAGCCCAGUAUCCAUGCGCUCCCGGCAGAAAAUAUUACGGCCGAGGACCAAUCCAAGUAUCCAACUCACUCAGUGAUAACUACCACUAUGCUCAAGCGGGUAGAGCAAUCGGAGUGGAUCUGAUAAACAAUCCGGAUCUAGUAGCCACAGACCCAGUUGUGUCAUUCAAAACAGCUAUAUGGUUUUGGAUGACCCCUCAAGGAAACAAACCUUCAUGUCACAACGUCAUUAUAAAUAGUUGGACUCCAUCUGCUGCAGAUAAAGCGGCCAAUCGGGUCCCUGGAUAUGGAGUUAUUACAAAUAUCAUCAAUGGCGGACUUGAAUGCGGGCGCGGUCAAGAUAAUAGGGUACUAGAUCGGAUCGGGUUCUAUAAGAGGUACUGUGGCAUGUUAGGAAUGAGCACCGGGAACAACUUGGAUUAUAACAAUCAGAGAUCAUUUUAGGGAAGAUGAAAA